Molecule: messenger RNA, 1250 nt
Organism: Melospiza melodia melodia
Lineage: Eukaryota; Metazoa; Chordata; Aves; Passeriformes; Passerellidae
Gene: MTHFS
Product: methenyltetrahydrofolate synthetase
Exons: 3
Coding region: 1-630 (209 amino acids)
Biological process (GO): tetrahydrofolate interconversion; folic acid-containing compound biosynthetic process
Cellular component (GO): mitochondrion
Molecular function (GO): 5-formyltetrahydrofolate cyclo-ligase activity
Source: RefSeq, a predicted model, not a curated record
AUGGAGCCGGCCGGGGACGGCGGCGCGAUGGCGGCGGCGCUGAGGGCGGCCAAGCAGCAGCUGCGGGCGGAGCUGCGGCAGCGCCUGCGGGCGCUCAGCGCGGCCGAGAAGCAGCGCCAGUCCCGGCUGCUCGGGCGCAAGGUGAUUGACCAUCCCAAGUACCAAGAAUCCAAAAGAAUUGCAAUCUUCCUGAGCAUGCCAGAUGAAGUCCAGACAGAAGAAAUCAUUAAGGACAUUUUUAAGCAAGGCAAGGAGUGUUUCAUCCCCCGUUACAAACCUCAGAGCAAUCACAUGGACAUGCUGAAGUUAUCAUCAGCUGAAGACAUGUCUUCACUUGCUUUGACAUCCUGGAAUAUUCUUCAGCCCAGUGAUGAUGACACUGCAAGAGAGGAAGCUCUUGCUGGUGGAGGUCUUGACCUUAUCUUCAUGCCAGGCCUUGGGUUUGACAAAAAAGGCAACAGAUUGGGAAGAGGGAAAGGAUAUUAUGAUACCUAUCUUGAAAGAUGUAUGAAACAUCCCCGUGGAAAGCCUUACACAAUUGCUUUGGCUUUUAGAGAACAGAUUUGUGAAUCAGUGCCUGUGACAGAAAAUGAUGUUCCAAUAGAUGAAAUCCUUUAUGAAGACUGCUGAAAGUGUUUUGAUACCAACCUACCUCCAGAGCAAGCAGCCAAAAAAGGGGUCAUAUCCAUCAAUCAUGUUUUUUUCUAAUUGUCAUGUAAGGCUUUGGGACCAAUAAAAUACACUAUUUGUGUUUGAGGAGGGGGGGAAACCUCCAAAAACAGUGUAACUGUGGUAAUAGUAGUGAGGAUUGUGUUGAUUUGCUUCUAAUUAGCAAAUGUCUGGUGUGAAUUCUUAUUCUAGAAUCAAUACAAACAAGAAUGAGUGACUGUUUAUUACAGUAAGAACCAUUUCUCCUCAUAAUAUUUUUGAGGUACCAGCUUCUUGAUACUAAGGAGUUUUAUUAUUCUGGUUUAAAAGUGAACUGCCUAGUAAUGACAGCUGUUGAUCCAUUCUGGAAUUAGAUACUUGUAAUGGUAAAAGUUCUUAGUACUUAGAUAUUGUGUGCAUCCAUGAGGAAAACAAGGAAUUUAUGGAGAUGUCUUAGAGUAAGCUGGGAAAAAAUGGUGAUGGGGAAAAAAAGCCUUAAUUAAUUUUAGUCUAUGCAGUAAUUUUGACUGUUUACUUGGCUCCUUGCAGUUGUCCUAAAAUAAAGGGAGUACUUGUUAAUAAAGAAAGAUUGAUGUCCAUAA